AGCGCACAGCUCUCUCUCUCUCUCUCUUCAUCUCUUAUUUUGACUCUCUUGAGAAACGUGUGAAAGUGUUUCGCUUCGAAGUGUUGGCGAGUUUUAGUCAAAGAACUUUUUGAGUGCCGUCGCGUGUUUUCAAAACAAAAAGUAAAAAGCGCGCGUAAAGGCAAAACCAAGCAGUAACCAACUAACGGGUAGCAGCGCUAACGCUAACGAUAAUUUUGAUCGAUAUGCGUUUAUCGCUAUUUGGCAACUCACCUAAGCUGCCGCUGCCGCCGCGCUGCUUGCCGCGCAGCAAGCGUCAUAUGGCGGUUCUCAAGCAGCAGCAGCAGCAGCAGCAGCAACAAACUGCACAGCAGCAACCACAACAAGGCGGCUCAUCUGUUCAGCUAAUGCCCGUGAUCGUUGCUUUGAUGCUGCUAACAUUGCUAACACGCCCACUCAGCGUCUACUCGAAUCGACUCUCCGAUACGAAGCUGCAUGAGAUCUACUUGGAUGACAAGGAGAUCAAGCUCAGCUGGAUGGUCGAUUGGUAUAAGCAGGAGGUUCUAUUCCAUUUGCAGAAUGCGUUCAAUGAGCAGCAUCGCUGGUUCUAUUUGGGCUUCUCCAAGCGCGGCAGCUUGGCCGAUGCGGACAUUUGUUUCUUUGAGAAUCAGAAUGGAUUCUUCAACGUUGUGACCGAUACGUACACCAGCCCAGACGGACGCUGGGUGCGCAAGGACUAUCAGCAGGACUGUGAGGUGUUCAAAAUGGAUGAGUUCACUUUGGCCUUCAAGCGUAAAUUCGACACUUGUGAUCCGCUGGACUUGCGUCUGCAUGAGGGCACCAUGUAUGUGGUAUGGGCACGUGGAGAAUCGGAGCUCGCACUCGAGGAUCAUCAGUUCGCUUUGCCCAAUGUGACGGCGCCACAUGAGGCGGGACUCAAAAUGUUGCAGCUGCUGCGUGCCGAUAAAAUUCUCAUACCCGAAACUAAAUUGGAGCACAUGGAAAUUACUUUGGAGCAGGCGCCAGUGCCCGCUAAGGAGACCACCUACUGGUGCCAUGUGCAGCGCUUGGGCGAUCUUGUCAAGCAACGUCUGCAUAUUGUGCAAUUCGAGCCGAUUAUUAAAAAUCCCGGGAUAGUGCAUCACAUGGAGAUCUUUCAUUGCGAGACUGGCGCACAUAUCGAAAUGCCACUGUACAAUGGCGAUUGCGAGCAGCUGCCGCUGGCGGCCAAGGUCUGCUCCAAGGUGAUGGCCCUGUGGGCCAUGGGCGCCAGCACCUUUACGUAUCCACCCGAAGCCGGCUUGCCCAUUGGUGGACCAGCCUACAAUCCGUACGUGCGUCUUGAGGUGCAUUUCAAUAAUCCAGAGUUGCAAGCAGGUCUCGUGGAUAGCUCCGGUUUUCGCAUUAAGCUAUCGAAGACACUGCGACAAUACGAUGCGGGCGUCAUGGAGCUGGGCCUGGAGUAUACCGACAAAAUGGCCAUACCGCCCGGCCAGCUGGCGUUCCCAUUGAGCGGCUACUGCGUCGCGGACUGUACACGCGCCGCUCUGCCACACAGCGGCAUCAUCAUCUUUGGCUCACAGCUGCAUACGCAUUUGCGUGGCGUGCGCGUGCUCACGCGUCACUUUCGCGGCGAGCAGGAGCUGCGCGAAGUGAAUCGCGAUGAUUACUACUCGAAUCAUUUCCAAGAGAUGCGCACGCUGCACUACAAGCCGCGCGUGCUGCCGGGCGACGCUUUGGUCACCACUUGCUACUACAAUACGCUGGCGGAUAGCAAUGCAACACUUGGUGGCUUCUCCAUUAGCGACGAAAUGUGCGUCAACUAUAUUCACUACUAUCCGGCGACGAAGCUUGAGGUGUGCAAGAGCUCAGUUGCCGAAGAGACGCUCGAGAAUUACUUUAUCUACAUGAAGCGCAAGGAGCAUCAGCAUGGCAUACACUUGAAUGGGGCACGCUCAUUGAAUUAUCGCAGCAUCGAGUGGACACAGCCGCGCAUUGACCAACUUUACACGAUGUAUAUACAGGAGCCGAUUAGCAUGCAAUGCAACAGAUCGGACGGGCAGCGUUUUCCCGGCCACAGCUGGGAGGGUGUGGCCACAACGCCCGUGCAAAUCCGUGUUCCCAUACAUCGGAAGCUCUGCCCCAACUACAAUCCGCUGUGGCUGAAGCCGUUGGAGAAGGGCGAUUGCGAUUUGCUGGGUGAAUGCAUCUACUAAGCGUAACAAUUGAGUUUUGCCACAGCACAAGGACAUGGCACACACACACACACACACACACACACACAGACAUAGACACACGCACACUCAAACAACAAUGCACAGUUAAAGUGAG
Drosophila busckii is the source of this 2310-nucleotide messenger RNA. RefSeq names its product tyramine beta-hydroxylase (gene Tbh). The record is from RefSeq and is a predicted model, not a curated record. Gene Ontology annotation, cellular component: secretory granule membrane. NCBI's taxonomy places the organism in Eukaryota, Metazoa, Arthropoda, Insecta, Diptera, Drosophilidae. The coding region runs from base 225 to 2195 and encodes 656 amino acids. Gene Ontology annotation, molecular function: copper ion binding; dopamine beta-monooxygenase activity. Gene Ontology annotation, biological process: norepinephrine biosynthetic process; dopamine catabolic process; octopamine biosynthetic process. The transcript has 8 exons.